AGCACCCAUAGGUACCGAAGAUGGGCUAUUCCCUUCAACAUUGACUUGUAGCUUCAUACCAGGAAAGAAAUGGAGCCUAUUACCGCAGAUAAAGAACGUGUGUAGUGUUGCAGCUCUGUAAGUUGUCCUUUUUCAAAAAAAAAAAAGAAGGUUGUCUUUAGACACUUUGUAUCGAUGAGUAAUGGAACACUAGCAAUUAUAUAUAGAUUCAAGCGGAUAUAAUUAGAUUUAAUGCAUGUACAUCAUGCUGGGUACCAGCAAUAGUUUCAUAGAAUGUUUUCAUCACAAGUAGUAAAAUGUGUGCAGGUGUCUAUGAUACUUGGAACAUCACCAACACUAAAAUCCCCAAAAUGAUGCGGAGGGUGAAAGAAAUAGCAUCAUUGACCUCUUGUCCAUAAUUUCUAUAUCUAAAAAUGCAUUGUAAUUUGUAAAGGCUCGUACUCAACUGGAGAUAUUCGUCUACCACAAUUCACAAGCUGUUUAUAUAUUGAGACUCAGUAGUUGAGUAGAAGUAUAAAGUUUUUUUGUAUGAUGUUUAAUUUUUUAUAGAUGGUCUCGAAAUGUUUGUAGAUACUUCUCAAACUUUGUAUGAAAUGCAUAUGUAACAUGGAGAAAAUAUUUCUUACAAAAUUAUAGAUCUUAACAUAACUUAAUAAUAUAUUCAAUGUUUAUUUGAAUCAUCUACUUGCACAUGCUAAAAACGACAGUGGUAAAUCAUAAAUAUAUUACAAUAGAUAGGAGAAAACAAAAUCAGUUGAUGGUCUUAACUAACAAGAUGCAGCUAUUAGACUAUUGUAAAAGGAUGAUGUUAACUUAUUUAGUAAUUAAUUAUGUACUACUCAUCUUGGGAAGAUACUCGCUUGGACUUGGUUUAUUUAGUUUUAGCUACGUUUUUUAAACACAGUUAUGUUGAUAUAAAUACUACCUCCAUUUCAAAAUGUUAAAUAUUUAAGAAAUUUCACACAUAUUAAAAAAUAUCUUAAAUUUUGAAGUUUACAAUUUAUAAUUAUUACUUAAUAGAAAUGCAUUAAAAUGUAAAAUAAUGUAUUUUUAAACAAUUAGUUUUCUAUAUAAUGUAUUUUUUUGAAACAGAAGAAAUAUUAGUUAGCAUUUUUUGUAAAUUACUUUUAAUGAUUCACGAAAUUUCAUGUGUAUGAUAUCAUUGUCCUUUUGAUGUUUGUGACAUCAGACAAGUUAUUAUUUAUGUAUUAAAAGUUUCUAGAUUCAUAAAGUUAAUUAUUGGAAUAAUGAAAUAUAGUUUCCCCUUGCAUGAAGGAACCGGAGCAAUACUUUAUUUUUUCGGAGCAAUACAUUUUACUAUAACUAAUCAUUUUCAUCAGCAAACAAUCCAUACAAAUUCAUAUCGAUAUGUUGGAUUUAUCUAUAUAUCCACAAGAGUGAUCAACGUAUUUAUGAAAGCUUAAAAUCCGGACAAGAGGAUGCUUUUUUGCGGAAAGUUUUUCUUUGUUCUUUUGUAUAUGGUACAACGAAUGGGACUGAAAACAUCCAUUAAAUAAUUCCUAUAUGUUUAUACUAUACCCCAACAUCUCAUUAAUAUCCCCCCGUCAUAUAUGUACUUGGUCACUCUUAUCUAUUCCUUACAACCUAUGUAUGUUCAUUAUGCUAUCGUUGUUCUCAUUAACAUUUGACAGUUACACAUGAUCUUGAUCAUCCCGAAAGCGAACAAAAAUAGUUUAGAAUUCGACCGUCAAAUUUCCAUUGCAACUCCGAAUGUCAUUACUCAUUGUUAGACGGUUUAAACCCAUAUAUAUAGAAGAAUCACUCGCAUUUUCAUUUUUCAGUUCUCCAUAUCACAACAGUAAACGAUUUCUCAACACUCGUUUCAAACAUCAACAAUGGAAAAUGAGAAAGGUGCGAGUUCAAGUACAUUCAAAAUGGGCAAUUCUGCACAAGAGAGGAGUUUGCCGUAUGUGCCUGAUUGUUACGCUGUCCCGCCUUCAUACGAGCCACGUGAUGCGCUCGACUCAAAAUCUGAAAGCGUACCCACGAUCGAUAUUUCUCGCUUGAAAGGCAGCGAUGAUGAGCGUCGAGGGGUUAUUCAAGAAAUAAGAUUGGCAUGUCAAUCUUUCGGGUUUUUUCAAAUAGUGAACCACGGAAUUGACCAGAGCAUACUGGACGAUGCAUUGGCGGUUGCGAAAGGUUUCUUCGAGCUGCCGGCGAAAGAGAAAAAUAAAUUUAUGUCGAACGAUGUGUAUGCACCAGUUAGGUACACUACGAGUCUAAAGGACGGUGUGGACAAGACCCAAUUUUGGAGGAUAUUUCUAAAGCACUAUGCACAUCCUCUCCAUCGUUGGAUUCACCUCUGGCCUCAAAACCCACCUGAAUACAGGGAAAAAAUAGGAAAGUUUUGCGAGGAGGUGAGGAUUCUAUCUCUCGAGAUAAUGGGAGCAAUAACGGAGAGCCUAGGACUAGGAAGAGACUACCUGUCGUCUCGGAUGGGCGAAAACGGCAUGCAAGUCAUGGCCGUUAACUGUUAUCCACCGUGUCCGGACCCUAAGACGGCGCUAGGACUGCCGCCACAUUCAGACUACAGUUGCAUCACCAUCCUUCUACAGAACUUGACCGGUCUCGAGAUCUUUGAUCUGACGGCUCACGAUGGCUCGGGCCGCUGGGUUCAUGUCCCAGAAGUCAAAGGUGUACUCAAGGUCCAUAUUGGUGACCAUGUCGAGGUGCUAAGCAAUGGAUUAUACAAGAGCGUCAUUCAUAAAGUUACUCUGAACGAAGAGAAGACGAGAAUCUCCCUCGCGAGCUUGCAUAGCUUGGGUAUGGACGAUAAGAUGAGCGUACCGUGCCAGUUGGUUAACGAUGAAAACCCGGUUCGGUAUAGAGAGAGCAGUUUUAAUGAUUUUCUUGGUUUUCUUGUCAAGAAUGACAUCUCUCAAGGGGAUAGGUUCAUUGACACUCUUAGAAUCAAGGACUGAUCGAGUUCUAACACGUGGUCAAUGGUUAAUGGUGUAAGAGUAAUAUUUCAUCAGCUUUAGUGUAUGACCACCUAUAAUUAUAAAGAAUUUUCUCCAUAAAAUAGUACCAUUUUGAAACUAGCGACACAAAACUAGGAAAAAAACCUAUUUCAACAUGAACUUUACCCGUCCACUCAAAUAAUAACUUCUUUCUUCGCUACCUUUAGUAUUCGGAUAAACACUCGGAGUACAUAGGUGAGAAAGGAGCGCUUUUCUAAGCUCAGCAAGACCGAAUGGAAUUCAAGUAUAUGGUGUGUAUAUUCCUUCCCGAACUUUGUAAUAAUGCGUAUUACAUACUGAACUAAAUAAAAAUUUAAAUAUACUAUAUGAACAUUAAUGCAUCGUGCCUUUUCAUUACCGAACUUUUAGUAGUGCAUAUUUCAUACUGAACUAAACAAAAAUUUAAAAAUACUACAUGAACUUUUAAAAUCGUGCUUCUGUAUAUAUUUAUCGUCAAAGGUGUUAAUCAUCCGUUAAUUUAUAAAAACGACAUUAUUUUGGAUGAACUCUGUAAAAUUAAAAAUUAAAAAUUAAAAAUACUACAUGAACUCUCAAAAUCGUGCUUAUAUAUAUUGACCGUCAAAGGUGUUAGUUAUCCAUUAGUUUAUCAAAACGCGUUAUCUUGGAUAAAUUCUGUAAAGUUAAAAUUUAUUUUUUGGGAGACUCAAACUCUCACACUGAUGGACAAGGAUAAAGUAAAUAUUUGAAUAAAAAAUAAAUAAUUUAAACUUAUAAAAUAAUAAUUUUAAAAGGUAAAUUUAAAAACAUAAGUAAUUAUAUAUAGAUUUAUUUGAUAAAACUAAAACAAUAAAAAUUUGAUAACAUUUAUUUGAUUAAACUAAAAAAUAUAUAUAUAUAUAUAAGUUAAUGUUUACACAAUUUAUACAAGAACAUUAUUUUGGUUUAUAGAUGUUAUCCAAAAUGACGUGGUUUUGAUAAAUUAACGGAUGACUAACACUUUUCGGUAUAGAAUAUGCAUUACUAAAAGUUCAGAAAUGAAAAGGCAGGCACGAUACAUUAAAGUUCAUAUAGUAUAUUUGAAUUUCUGCGUAGUUCAAUAUGGAAUAUGCACUACUACAAAGUUCAGAAAGGAAUUAGCACUACUGGCAAAGUUCAUGUUGAAAUAGAUAUUUUUUCCCACAAAACUAACACAUGAUACUACACAAAACUAUCAACCAACAAUUCCAAACCGAUUUGUUGAUUAAUAAAAAGUCGAUUUCUUCUUCUCCACAGACUCACGCAAAAUCUAUUACAAAUCGUUACAUCUUUUGGAGACAAAAUGCAAUUACAUAGUUUUUUCCAUUAACUUUAUAUCACAGUCUUUUACUUUUAUUCAACAUUACGUAGGCUUGUUUUCUUUUGUUUCUGAGUCAUAAAUCAUUAAUUAAUUUUUCUUUUAUUUUAAUAAAUCAUUAAUUUACACGCAAUUAAUUUACGUAUGCUACAGCAUGCUGGAACAGCUCGAACAAUGUUUCUACCACGCAGGUGGUGCAGCUCCAGCCGCAGGUGCAGCAGGAGCAGCAGCAGGUGCCGCAGGUGCAGGAGCAGCAGCAGGUGCCGCAGGUGCAGCUUCAGCAACAGGUGCAGCAGGAGCAGCAGCAGGUGCAGCAGCCGCUGGUAAUGGGAUUGUUCCAGAAAAAGUUCGACUACCCCAAGUCACAGUCCAUUUAAUUCCACCUCCCGAUUUAUUAUCGAAUGUUCCAGUAUAUGUUUUUCCUAACACCGAUCCCUCGAAUUGACCUGAAUAUGUUACCAAAUUCAACGGUGUUGGGGAUGAAAAAAGCAACGAAGUUCCUCCCGCAGGCCUACCACACCACACACACAGGUUUUGAAGAAAAAGACAAAUAAUCAGUUAAACUAUAAAUAGAGGUAAUAACAACAAUAAAGUGUAACUAGGUCCAAAAGAGGUAGCAUAUAAAAAGAAUCAUAGACAAAGGAGAGUAAGUGUGUGUUCAAAAAAAAGAUAGAGAGUAAGAGAU
Messenger RNA from Brassica rapa (field mustard), 4960 nucleotides. RefSeq names its product flavanone 3-dioxygenase 3-like. The record is from RefSeq and is a predicted model, not a curated record. NCBI's taxonomy places the organism in Eukaryota, Viridiplantae, Streptophyta, Magnoliopsida, Brassicales, Brassicaceae.